AUGAAGUUCUUCGAAAAUACCUCGACCUAUGACUACUCCUUCCCCGCCGUCUCGCUUGCUUAUUUUCUACGUUAUCCCAACCCUUAUUCUAAGCAUGUCCUAACGUCCGAUGUCAUCGACCGCUAUGUGGACCCGGAGACUCGACGUCUUCACACGACACGCUUGCAUUUGAAAAAGUCUAAAAUCCCAUCUGCACUGUUGAAACUAUUGCCAAAGGGCAUUGGGGGCAGUGAAAGCUCUGGACAGUCGUAUAUUCUCGAGCGGACGGUAGUGGAUGUGAAGGAGGGAUGGAUGACGACCGAAUCGCGGAAUAUGGAAUGGACGGGAAUUCUCAGUGUUGUGGAGCGGCAGCGAUAUGAGCGCGAAAAUGGCCUCUCCACCAAUUCACUAGAAAUGCCAGCCGAAGGCGAGAAAGUAAAUGUUCGCACCACCGUCACAUUUCAAUCUCGAUUGGGCCAAUCAAAGUUUCUCAGCCGUGCUCGUAAGGCUGCUGGUGAAAGUUCGCCUAGCCCCGAAAUCAACGAGGAUGCUCCCAAAAGAGGCUUCUUCUCAUCCUUGUCUACAGCGGGCAUUCAACGGACAAUCGAACUCAUUGGUGUCACGCGAACCAGAGAUGCUGUGCUCCGGAGCAAGCAAGGAAUGAACGUUGUUCUGGAAAGACUCCGGAAUGGCGGCAUCGUCGCUGUUCUUGAGGGCAUGCGCCAGGAUCGUGAAGGUCUUCCUGCCGGUCUUAUCGGUGGCGGUCCCAUACAAUCUGACAGCCCCAGUACGUGGCGCAAUGCUUGGCUACAAGGCACUAACAACAGCACCAUCAAUCGAACAUCCGUUGUCGACGAUGACGACUAA
Talaromyces proteolyticus is the source of this 846-nucleotide messenger RNA. RefSeq names its product PRELI-like family-domain-containing protein. The transcript has a single exon. Gene Ontology annotation, biological process: phospholipid transport. Gene Ontology annotation, molecular function: phosphatidic acid transfer activity. Lineage: Eukaryota; Fungi; Ascomycota; Eurotiomycetes; Eurotiales; Trichocomaceae. The record is from RefSeq and is a predicted model, not a curated record. Gene Ontology annotation, cellular component: mitochondrial intermembrane space. Bases 1 to 846 code for a protein of 281 amino acids.